Panicum virgatum (switchgrass) is the source of this 1423-nucleotide messenger RNA. Its product is annotated as citrate-binding protein-like. NCBI's taxonomy places the organism in Eukaryota, Viridiplantae, Streptophyta, Magnoliopsida, Poales, Poaceae. The record is from RefSeq and is a predicted model, not a curated record. Bases 683 to 1345 code for a protein of 220 amino acids. The transcript is spliced from 2 exons.
GGAAAGGAGAUGGGAGAAUUGGUCGAAUUGAUUUUAGUUCCAAAAAAUAUUUGGUACUUAUCAUGUUGAAUUUUCGGACACGGACAUUAAAUACAGUCGAAAAAAUAACUAAUUACAUAGUUUAACUAAUUAGAACAAAACGAAUCUUCUAAAACUAAUUAAUCCAUAAUUAGACAUUACUUACCAAAUAACAACGAAAUGUACUCAGUGUCCAAAUUCAAACUUUUUCACCAACUAAACACCGAAAUAUAAGGAUUGUUCGAAAUUAAAUUCCGUUUGGCACGACUUGUACUUCCUCGUUUGUCACGGCUUGGCUGCAAAUCAGCAAAUCUUUGCAGGCGGCAGGUGAACAGACAAAAUGAACCGGCGCACGUCAUUGCAGGCUACUCUGAAUAUUCAGAAACUGCCACGGUAAAACAGAGAACCGAGACAUUUCAAAUUUUCAAUGCAUCGCCGCGUUGGAAUCAUCUGAAAUGGCCUAUGCUAUUAGGCAAAGAUAUUGUCAUUUGCUUGUUAACUACUGUAUUAGUCAAAUCAGAAGAGCAAUCAUGCAUAACUGAAAACUACCAGUAGCUCCCAAGCCGGCCACACAUUGGAAUUAUCAGAAGAGCCUCUUCGGACUAACUAGCAGAGCAUUGGCACCCAAACACUGAACACCCAAACAAGCCAUUGGCACGAGCAAAUGGCCAGCUGCUUCUUGCCACGGCUUUUGCUGGCGUUCAUUGUGUUGGCCUCGUCGCGCCGCUGCCGGAGCUCCGCCACUGCUGCCGACCCGACCCUCGGCUUCGCCGCCCUCGAGCUCACCGAGGACCGGUUCAAGCUGCACAAGCCGUACGACCUGCCGCCGGAGCAGCGGUACGAGUUCCGCGACGGCGUGCGGCGGAUGUGGGUGUUCUGCGACGACAAGCCCUUGAGCCCCGGGAGCCCCACCAAGCCGCGCUCCGAGAUCCUCCUAAAUGCGAGGUACGCAGCCGGGGUGUGGCAGUUCGAGGGCUACGGCUUCGUGCCGGCGGGCACGUCGGGGGUGUCGGUGAUGCAGGUGUUCGGCGCGUCGGGGCGCAACACGACGCUGAUGCUGCACGUCUACGGCGGCCGGCUCAUGUACUACCACGACGAGGCGCGGGUCGUCGACGGCGACAUCUACGACCGGUGGUUCCGGCUGAACGUCGUCCACGACGUCGACGCCGGGAUGCUCACGGUGUUCAUCGACGGCGAGGAGAGGCUCGCCGUCGCGGGCCACGGCGGGUACCGGCACUACUUCAAGUUCGGGGUGUACACUCAGACGGACCCCUCGCGCUACAUGGAGUCGCGGUGGAGGGAUGUCAAGGUAUACACCAAGAUUUGAAAGAGAUCUAAAUAACCAAUGGAAGAGCAAGUUUGAAUCAUGUCAUGAGGCAAUUAGUACAUGUUGGAUCAUCGGAUA